AUGACGGAUCACGUCAUCACGGCCUCAGGCCUGGUUUGGCCGCCAUCCGGGCAGUCGGGGGUCGGGGCGCUGAUGCGGCUUCUUGACGUUCGGCCGUCGGCGGGUUCAAAAUUUUUACUGGACUACCGAGUGCCGACAGGGCAGCAUGGGACUGAGAGUGAGGGUCAGGCCGUCAGGGACUCACUCAGGGCACACCGACAUAUUUAUACAUACGCCGGCGACGCAUUGGUCAAUUAUCUAGCAUUAUUACUCGCUCAGGUCAAUGAUGAUAAUUCACAACAGAUCGAUCGUCGAGUAUCGAUCAGUGACGAAUUCGGAAUUUCGACGAUCACUCUCUGUUUUGAUUUUCAAUAUUUUGUGUGCACAGAGCCACAGACCACAGUGCGGAAUGCCGAGUACAGUGCAAACCGCAGACGCGACACUUCACGCCUCACGGUGGCCGUCACAAAGUACACAGAGUUAGAGAUGGAGAUGAAGAUUCAGCCUCACUUUCAGGCGUAG
Messenger RNA from Sphaeroforma arctica JP610, 501 nucleotides. RefSeq lists its product as hypothetical. The record is from RefSeq and is a predicted model, not a curated record. Bases 1 to 501 code for a protein of 166 amino acids. Lineage: Eukaryota; Ichthyosporea; Ichthyophonida. The transcript has 2 exons.